UUGCUCCGCCUCCCGUCUCAGAGGAUGGUAUAUAAAAGACGGAAGGUUCAGCAAGGUUCGUCACAUCCGCUGCUUCGUCGCAAGAGAUAACGUUCCAGCUCAACAUACAUCGUCUCAAUUCCCGAGAACAAUGGCAGCUAAUUUUAAAAUUACAUUUCUUAUCGUUGCUUUGAUGUUCGUUGCUAUAGCAAUGACGAAAAAAGUCAAAUUAUAUUAUGGCCAUGGUGGUUAUGGAGGAUAUGGAGGAUAUGGCGGUUAUAGCGGAUAUGGUGGUUAUGGAGGACAUAGUGGAUAUGGAGGACAUAGUGGAUAUGGAGGAUAUAGCGGAUAUGGAGGAUAUGGACAUGGAUACGACAAUGGAUACGGUCACGGAAAUGGAGGAUACGGUGGAUACGGCUACUGAACUGCCACACAGUCAAACGACGUAUAAUAACAUUAUUGUAAACCCAUGUAUUUAGUUCACCUAUUUUCACAAAUAAAGACAAUGUUAAACAAA
Daphnia magna is the source of this 496-nucleotide messenger RNA. RefSeq names its product keratin-associated protein 19-2. The transcript is spliced from 3 exons. The record is from RefSeq and is a predicted model, not a curated record. Bases 131 to 403 code for a protein of 90 amino acids. NCBI's taxonomy places the organism in Eukaryota, Metazoa, Arthropoda, Branchiopoda, Diplostraca, Daphniidae.